Messenger RNA from Alternaria atra, 1626 nucleotides. RefSeq lists its product as uncharacterized. Gene Ontology annotation, cellular component: Golgi apparatus. Gene Ontology annotation, molecular function: metal ion binding; GTPase activator activity. The coding region runs from base 1 to 1626 and encodes 541 amino acids. The record is from RefSeq and is a predicted model, not a curated record. The transcript is spliced from 3 exons. Gene Ontology annotation, biological process: intra-Golgi vesicle-mediated transport; endocytosis; endoplasmic reticulum to Golgi vesicle-mediated transport. Lineage: Eukaryota; Fungi; Ascomycota; Dothideomycetes; Pleosporales; Pleosporaceae.
AUGUCGCGACGGCCCAACCCUGCCGCUGAUCGGGCGGAACAGAAUCGUGCGACUCUCAAGAACUUGGUCAAGCUCGAGGGCAACAAGACAUGCUCAGACUGCAAGAGGAACAAGCACCCACGAUGGGCCAGCUGGAACUUGGGCGUCUUCAUCUGCAUUCGGUGCUCGGGCAUCCACCGUGGUAUGGGAACACAUAUCAGCAAAGUCAAAUCAGUCGACCUCGACACCUGGACCGACGAACAACUACAAAGCGUGUUGAAAUGGGGCAAUGCGCGAGCGAACAAGUACUGGGAGUCGAAACUGGCGCCUGGCCAUGUGCCGUCAGAGGCAAAGAUUGAGAACUUUAUUCGCACAAAGUACGAAUCGAAGCGCUGGGUCAUGGACGGACCUAUGCCGGAUCCUUCAACUCUGGAGGCAGACGAUGACGACGUGCCAUUGAAGAAGGUUCAGGAGAAGGUUCAAAUAGAACGCUCUGCCUCACAACGUCUAGCCCAGAGCUCCAGCCAGCCGCCUCCCCCGCAGCGACAAGCGCAGCCUCAGCCAACUAUCGAUCUAUUUGGUGACGAUCCUGUUCCUCAGCGACCGAGCACUGGUCCGCCAGUUGCUGCGAGGGGGCCCCCGAAAGCAGAGCCAGCUCCGCCAAAACAAAACAAGGCGGGAGAUUCAUUGCUGGGAUUGGACUUCCUUGGUGGUUCAUCGUCUGCCGCACCAUCUCGUCCAUCCAGUACGGGCGCUGCUGCGGCAGCGCCUUCAAGACCGGACCUCAAGCAGUCGAUCUUGUCGCUGUAUGCCUCCAAGCCCGCAGCACCACCCCAACCACAGCAGCAUGCACGUCAAGAUUCUUUUGGUGGACUGGCAUCCUCUCAGGGGCCGUCCUCGCCCCAACAAUCGGCCUUUGGUGGCAUGAACGAUGCUUUCAGCAGCCUGUCUUUCAACGCCGCUCCGGCACCCAAGCCCUCGCCAUUCUCCGGCCUUGACAACUUUUCAAGUGCAAAGUCACCGCCUACGACAUCUUCAUCGAACAUGUUCGGUGGCGGGGGUAACUUCUUCAACUCCAAGCCUGCUCCCCAGAACCAGCCGCAAAGUCGUACCAUGAGCCCUUCAGCUGGGUUAGCUGACUUCAGCGCAUUCUCUUCACCCGCUCCAUCCAAACCUGCAGCCCCAGCAGCCAGCGGUAUGAACGAUCUUCUGGACCUAUCCAUGCCAUCUGCACCGGCCCCUGCGCCUAGGGUCACCUCCCCACCACUGGCAUCGCCACCCGCAAACUCGGCUUUCAACCUCUCCUCACCUGCACCGGCACCCGCUCCCAAGGCCACCCCGGCCCCUGCAACCGUGAACUAUUCAGGAUUCUCGAACAUGGACGCCUGGGGUAGCAACGAUGUCUGGGGUUCUUCUGCCCCUAGUCAACCAGCUGCUACAUCCACAGCAUCACAUGCUCAACCUACCACUCCUGGUUGGGGCGCACCGCAGGUAACACAAGACGAUGACUUUGGGGGUUGGAGCAGUGCUGCGCCUACCACCACCACACAAACAACCAAUACUACACACACCACCACUACUCAAAGUAAGCCUACAGGAGGAUUCGGAGGUGGCAGCGAUGACCUCUUCUCGAACGUCUGGGAAUAA